Anneissia japonica is the source of this 560-nucleotide messenger RNA. RefSeq lists its product as uncharacterized. The record is from RefSeq and is a predicted model, not a curated record. Bases 27 to 560 code for a protein of 177 amino acids. The transcript has 2 exons. NCBI's taxonomy places the organism in Eukaryota, Metazoa, Echinodermata, Crinoidea, Comatulida, Comatulidae.
ACGAAGCGUUCAGAUGCUUUUUCACCAUGAUGGUUAUGCAACCCCGUAAUAGCUUAGGAUAUGGGUUAUUCUUUUUACUGGGUUUUCUCUUAAGCUCUAUGGUAACAUGGAUUAGCAAUACCGGUAGGGAUUCUAUUCUUUCUUCAGAUGGAAUGUCCAACUGCCAUAAGUUGCUCAGUGAAGUGACGAGGAUGAUAAGCAGGCCAGUCAUAACUUACAACGAUCUGGCCACCAACAAUAGGCCUAAUAGUGAUUCGACCCAACGGAAAAUACUGCUUGACUGUGGUGGUAAUAUGGCGUCUACGGUCGGGCUGUUUCGUGAAACAUACCCAGGAGGAAAAGAAUUUAUUAUCCAUUCAUUUGAAAUCGAUGACCGACUCGCUCCUUAUUUCAGUCCAUAUGGUAAACACCACCUCCACUGUCCUCUCGGAGUCGCAGAUUCUGAUGGUAAGUUGAAUGAUGAUAAUAAUAAUAAUAAUGAUAAUACAGUAGAACCACUCCUUUGGGACACGCCUAUUCAGGGGACACUUUUCCGUGAAGAGGGGAAAUACAUCUUUUAA